This is a messenger RNA of Trichoderma virens Gv29-8, 918 nucleotides long. RefSeq lists its product as uncharacterized. The record is from RefSeq and is a predicted model, not a curated record. NCBI's taxonomy places the organism in Eukaryota, Fungi, Ascomycota, Sordariomycetes, Hypocreales, Hypocreaceae. The transcript is spliced from 5 exons. Gene Ontology annotation, molecular function: oxidoreductase activity. The coding region runs from base 1 to 918 and encodes 305 amino acids. Gene Ontology annotation, cellular component: cytosol.
AUGCCUUUAGAUGCUAGCCAUCCCGAUUUCUGGACAGAAGCAUUGCAAUUCACGGCUACGAUCCAUCGAGAUGUGUACCCCGCCAUCAGCCCUUUGAAUGAAGAAAUCAAGCAAAUCGCACGCGGAAAAAUUGUUUUAAUUACUGGGGCCGGCAGCGGAUUCGGCAAGGGUGCGACAAGACAAUGGGCCGUAGCAAAUGCCUCCGCUAUCGUGCUCGCAGCCAGAACUCAGCAGAGCAUUGAUGAAGUAGCUGAAAGCCUAAAGACGUCUGCCCCGACUACGCAGUUCUUAACAAUUGCAACAGACGUGUCUUCUGAAAGUGAUGUUCGGAAUCUGUUCCAAAAGGCCAUCCAGGCUUUUGGCAAAGUGGAUGUUGUUGUUCACUGUGCCGGAGUACUCGGGCCACUGGAAUUAAUUGGCGACGCCCCGGUUGAUGAGUGGUGGCAAUCAUUUGAGAUCAACGUCAAGGGUACUUUCUUGGUUGCCCGAGAGCUUGUACGAACAUCAGCCAAUAACGAAGCGACAUUCAUCCAAGCCGGUACAGCUGCGUCUUACUUUGCGAGUCCACAGCAGUCUUCAUAUACAUCAUCGAAGCUUGCGACCAACAUGAUCCUCAGUCAGCUGCAUGAAGAAUACGGCAAUCUGCGAGUCUUUAAUGUGCAUCCCGGAAUGGCAUUGAGCAAAGUGCUGCGCCCAGAGCUACAUAUUUAUGCCAAAGACACAGUCGAGCUUUUCGGCAGUCUCACUAUCUAUCUCAGCGGACCAAAGGCGAACUUUUUAAGGAAUCGCUUUAUUGCCGCAAAUUGGGAUGUCACUGAUUUGGAGAAGCAUCAAGAGGAAAUUGUCGCCGAAGAGCUACUCAAAAGCCAGGCGUUCAAGGGUGAUACGGGUCCAGGAGGUCAUGUAUUCAAAUCGUGA